Messenger RNA from Xylona heveae TC161, 1128 nucleotides. Its product is annotated as RNA-binding domain-containing protein. The record is from RefSeq and is a predicted model, not a curated record. NCBI's taxonomy places the organism in Eukaryota, Fungi, Ascomycota, Xylonomycetes, Xylonales, Xylonaceae. Gene Ontology annotation, molecular function: mRNA binding. Gene Ontology annotation, cellular component: cytoplasm; ribonucleoprotein complex; nucleus. The transcript is spliced from 4 exons. Bases 1 to 1128 code for a protein of 375 amino acids.
AUGUCCGCAAGUGCCGUCGACAGCGCCACCGCCUCCAUGGCCAACACCACCCUCAAUGAGCCUUCCGCCUCCGCUGCUGGUGCCAACAUCGGUGCAGGCGGUGAGAAGCCCAUCGAUGCGGCUCACAACGAGGCCGUCAUCGCCAGCGCGGCCGAGGGUCGGAGACUCUACAUUGGGAACCUCGCAUAUGCGACCACCGAGGGAGAGUUGAAGGAAUUCUUCAAGGACUACCUGGUGGAGUCUACUUCCAUCCCUGUCAACCCCAGAACCACUCGUCCCGUCGGCUAUGCCUUCGUUGACCUUUCCACUCCCUCAGAGGCUGAGCGCGCUAUUGCUGAGCUCUCCGGUAAGGAAAUCCUUCAGCGCAAGGUCUCCGUCCAGCUCGCCCGUAAGCCUGAGCCUGCUGGCGAGAAGGCCGAGGGUGCUCAAAGUGGUGGUGAGGGUCAGAACGGCGAGGGCCGUCGUCGCGGUGGUGGCCGCGGCCGUGGCCGUGCUCGUGGCCGGGGUGGACGUGGCGGUCGUGGUGGUCGUGGUCAGCGUAACGCUGAGAAGGAUGAAACCGCUCCUGUCUCCGCUGAGGGCCCUACCAAUGUCCCUGGUCAGGUUGCUCCCUUGACUGAGACCACUAACGAGGCUUUGACUGCUGAGCAGGGUGCUGAGGGCACCAUCACCGUCGAUCCCUCGAAGGACAAGGCCCAGCGUGCUCCCCGUGAGCGUAAGGCUCGUGGUCCCCCAGAGGACGGUGUCCCCUCCAAGACCAAGGUCAUGGUGGCCAACCUGCCUUAUGACCUUAGGGAGGACAAGCUCAAGGAGCUCUUCUCCGUGUAUGAGCCAGUAUCAGCCAAGAUUGCUCUGCGCCCUAUUCCCCGCUUCAUGGUCAAGAAGCUCCAGCAGCGCAACGAGCCCCGCAAGGGCCGUGGCUUCGGUUUCGUCACCCUGGGCUCUGAGGAGCUUCAGCAAAAGGCCGUUGCCGAAAUGAACGGAAAGGAAGUUGAGGGCCGUGAGAUUGCUGUCAAGGUGGCCAUUGACAGCCCCGGCAAGGAGGACGAUGCCAUUGAGGGUGCUGCUUCUGUCACCGAGGGUGAGCAGAAGGAGAACGGUGUGGCUCCUGCGGAGACCACUGCUUAA